Messenger RNA from Tuber melanosporum (Perigord truffle), 1833 nucleotides. RefSeq lists its product as uncharacterized. Gene Ontology annotation, molecular function: histone H3K56 acetyltransferase activity. Lineage: Eukaryota; Fungi; Ascomycota; Pezizomycetes; Pezizales; Tuberaceae. Gene Ontology annotation, biological process: DNA damage response. The record is from RefSeq and is a predicted model, not a curated record. Gene Ontology annotation, cellular component: nucleus. The coding region runs from base 1 to 1833 and encodes 610 amino acids. The transcript has a single exon.
AUGCCCAAAAAAUCUCCCCCUCCCACCGGUGGUCCCGUGGAUGACCCACUCGCGUCCCUCCUUUCUUCCCUCCUGCCCACUACCCUCUCCCUGAAGCUCUAUCACAUCUCCACCCCAACUUCACGGUACUUUCCCCUCUUUAGCUCACCGCCGAACCAAGACCCACACCGAACCACCCUCGAAUCGCACUUCCUUGUGUUGUCCCAUGAAAACGUCCUGGUCUUCGCGAUAGAAGUCCUGAUCUACACCGUCCCCAAGCAACACGCUCGCACCUUCUUCAUCUCGAAAGCCGACAGCAGUGGCUACCUCCCUUCAAACAUCUCCUCCUUCGCCACUGAAACGGGAGAGCGAAAGUCCACGUUGCGCACCAUUUCAACUGCUUUCAUCAAGUACCUUUUUGACGCUGCGAGGAGGGCAGAUCCGCACUUGACGGCUACGAUAUCCCUCUUUGCAAGGAGCCAAUCGCAGUACUUGUUUCCGAAUUCGGCAGAGAAUAGCAAGAAGCAUGUUCUGACGGACCGGGGAUUGAUUGCCUGGUGGGGGAAGGUGCUCGACCCCGUGUUGCAGGAAUAUGCGUCGAGCGGCGGAAGGGGCUACCUGCUCGUUCCCGGAUCCGAUGCGGGACAGACUCGGUCCAUGAUCCCCAGUGUUGCGGAGGGCGGGGUGAAAUGGAUUAAUGGACACCCAUUCAAGCUAAAUCUUGACAACGACAUCUCCGUCCGAGAGGUGAUACCGCACUUCCCGGACGACCCCAAGGCGAGGUAUUUGGAUGAGUUGAAUGGUGUGGCCGGGUCUAAGGAUGCUGGCAUUGGCGGAGGCGGGAAGGUUAAGGAGCGUGCAGCGGGUUGGAGGGAUAUCAAAACGAUCGAUCAGUUCUGGGAAUUGAUGAGUUUUCGGCAGGAGUGCUCGCUUGGUCGGUGUGUUGGAUUCUUAUGGAUUGUUGUUGAGGGGGUCAAGAAGGAGCGGAAGAUGACUGCUACUGGCCUGAGCGGGGAAGGCAUUCCAGAAGAUGAGGUUGUGCUUUCACCCAUUUCUGCUACUGGCCCGACCUUCUCGGAGAACAUCCUCGGCGCGGCCGCUACCGCCAGCAACAGCAGUCAGGAGAUAUCACCAACAGAGAGUGUUGGCCCUCUUGACUUUACCACUACCUCCAUACCCCCACCAACGGAAACGCCGACACCAGCGUCAACCCCUCCUUCCCCAGCUUCCCCACGAAAGCGCCGCUCCUCCUCUACCACCUCCUUCCAACCUUCAAAAAAGAAGCUUCGAGCGCUAAGCUUUUCACCCGCCCCAUCUUCUGCCACCGCACCACUUAUCCCCCCGCUCCUGGCACUCGACGAAAAAGCGUACGUUAGGACCAUUGAUAGCCUACUAAACCAUUCUGAUUUUGGCGAUAUAGAGAGUGCAAAGAGGGGGACUAGAAAAUGGAUUGAGAGCGUGCAGCCUGGCGUUGCGGAGAAGGGGGAUUGGGGAGUUGAUGUUGUCGGGCUAGUGAAGGUGGUGGAGAAUGGCAGGGGGGAGAAUGGGAAUGGGGCUGGGGCCGGAGGUGUAGCGGUGAAUACACUCUCCGCGGGACUAGUUAGGAGGAAAAGCAGCACUCCAGGCAAUGGCGUGAACCUCCUCGACGCUGGACUGGUGAGGAAGAAGUCGAAAGCUGCGGAUGAGAAAUUACCAGGUGUGACGGAGGAACAGGAGCGGAAUGGCGUGAAUGUGCUCUCCGGGGGCCUCCUUCGGCGGGGACCGAAGUCGCGGGAGGGUGCGAAGGGGGAGGAGACUCACGUCAAUGCUCUCCCGACGAAUCUUGUCCGGAAGAAGCCGAAGGUUGGUGAAUGA